Messenger RNA from Python bivittatus (Burmese python), 6208 nucleotides. It is a transcript of the gene OGA, whose product is annotated as O-GlcNAcase. Lineage: Eukaryota; Metazoa; Chordata; Lepidosauria; Squamata; Pythonidae. The record is from RefSeq and is a predicted model, not a curated record. Gene Ontology annotation, molecular function: beta-N-acetylglucosaminidase activity. Gene Ontology annotation, biological process: glycoprotein metabolic process.
AUUCUCCCCCACCCUUACAAUUAGUCCGUUCGUUCUCUGAAGCCAGUGAUGUGUUGACUGGUUUGCUCUCGCUUCAUGUUUCUGGCUGGCGCGCGGAGGAAGGGAGGUGGAGCUGCACGUGAUCAGCAACCGCGGUCCCGGUUGGCAAUCAAGCGAACAGAGCGGUUGGUUCCGGCUUGGACCAGUUGGGGCUGGUUUUCUCCGCGCAAGCGCAGCCUAUCCCGGUUAGAGUGCGGGGAAGGGCGAUGGCGGCGGACGGUAGUCCUGGAGCAGAUCUGGCCGGGAUGGUCGCUGAGACGCGGGGGGAAUCUCAGAGCGCAUCCGGUCCUAGUUCUACGACCGUUUCCUCACCUCGAAGUGAGUCGCCCCCUACAAGACCGGACCCCUCGGGCCCAGAAACGGUUCCCGAGAGUGGCGCCGGAGCUGUGGGCAGUGGGGGAGCACGGCGAUUCCUCUGCGGCGUUGUGGAAGGUUUUUAUGGAAGACCCUGGGUUAUGGAACAGAGGAAGGAGCUGUUUAGAAGACUUCAGAAAUGGGGACUAAAUACUUACUUAUACGCUCCAAAAGAUGACUACAAGCACCGUAUGUUUUGGCGAGAAAUGUACUCUGUAGAGGAAGCUGAACAACUCAUGACUCUGAUUGCAGCAGCUCAAGAAUAUGAGAUAGAAUUUAUUUAUGCCAUUUCCCCUGGACUUGAUAUUACUUUCUCAAACCCCAAAGAAGUAUCUACAUUGAAACGCAAGCUGGAUCAGGUUUCUCAGUUUGGUUGCAAAUUUUUUGCAUUGUUGUUUGAUGACAUUGAUCACAACAUGUGUGCAGCAGAUAAAGAAGUGUUCAGCUCCUUUGCCCAUGCUCAAGUUUCAAUCACCAAUGAAAUCUAUCAGUAUCUAGGAGAACCAGAAACAUUCCUCUUCUGCCCAACAGAAUAUUGUGGCACUUUCUGUUAUCCAAAUGUUUCUCAGUCUCCUUAUUUACGAACUGUAGGAGAAAAACUGCUACCUGCAAUUGAUGUACUAUGGACAGGUCCCAAAGUGGUAUCUAAAGAAAUUUCAGUGGAGUCUAUUGAAGAGGUUUCAAAAAUAAUUCGCAGAGCUCCUGUUAUCUGGGACAACAUUCACGCUAAUGACUAUGAUCAGAAAAGACUGUUCCUUGGGCCGUAUAAAGGCCGAUCAACGGAACUCAUCCCACGCUUAAAAGGGGUCCUGACCAAUCCGAAUUGUGAAUUUGAAGCUAAUUUUGUUGCAAUUCACACUCUUGCAACUUGGUACAAAUCCAACAUGAAUGGAGUGAGGAAAGAUGUUGUGAUGACUGACACUGAAGACAGUACAGUAUCAAUCCAGAUUAAACUGGAAAAUGAAGGAAGUGAUGAAGAUAUUGAAACAGAUGUUCUUUAUAGCCCACAGAUGGCUUUGAAGUUGUCAUUAACAGAAUGGCUGCAGGAAUUUGCAGUACCCCAUCAAUAUAGCAGUAGGCAAGUGGCCCACAGUGGAGCUAAAACAAGCGUUGUUGAUGUACCUCUAAUUGCACCAUCCUCUUUAAAUUCUACCACGGUGGUUACUACUGUUUAUCAGGAGCCCAUAAUGAGUCAAGGAGCCACACUAAGCAGCGAGUCACAGACUCUGGUGAAGGAGGAGGAAGAGAAGAAGCAGUUAGAUGAGGAGCCAAUGGACAUGGUGGUGGAAAAGCAAGAGGAUGCUGACAAGAAUAUCAGCCAAAUAUUGACUGACAUUGCUGAAGCAAAAAUGUCAGAGGAGUUAAAACCAAUGGAUACUGAUAAAGAGAGCAUAGCUGAAUCAAAAUCUCCAGAGAUGUCGAUGCAGGAUGACUGUGGUAGUGAUAUUGCACCAAUGCAGACAGAUGAGCAGAUUAACAAGGAGCAGUUUGUGCCCGGUCCCCAUGAGAAGCCAUUAUAUGCUAUUGAGCCAGUGACUCUAGAAGAUCUACAGUUACUUGCAGAUUUGUUCUAUCUGCCCUAUGAACAUGGACCUAAAGGGGCUCAAAUGUUGCGGGAAUUCCAGUGGCUUAGAGCAAAUAGCAGUGUUGUCAGUGUGAAUUGUAAAGGAAAGGAUUCUGAAAAAAUUGAAGAAUGGCGUGCUCGAGCAGCAAAGUUUGAAGAGAUGUGUAGCUUGGUGAUGGGAAUGUUCACUCGUCUUUCCAACUGUGCCAACCGGACAAUCCUUUAUGAUAUGUACUCAUAUGUCUGGGACAUCAAGAGCAUCAUGUCAAUGGUGAAAUCUUUUGUGCAAUGGCUAGGGUGUCGUAGUCAAUCUUCAGCACAGUUCUUAAGUGGAGACCAAGAACCCUGGGCCUUUAGAGGUGGUCUAGCAGGAGAGUUCCAGCGUUUGCUGCCUAUUGAAGGAGCAAAUGACCUCUUCUUUCAGCCCCCUCCUCUGACUCCUACUUCCAAAGUCUACACCAUCAGACCCUAUUUUCCUAAAGAUGAGGCAUCAGUGUACAAGAUUUGUAGAGAAAUGUAUGAUGAUGGAACUGAUCAGCCUUUUCACAGUCAACCAGACCUAAUUGGAGACAAGUUGGUAGGUGGCUUGCUUUCCCUCAGUCCAGAUUACUGCUUUGUUCUGGAAGAUGAAGAUGGCAUCUGUGGUUAUGCACUGGGUACUGUUGAUGUAACCCCUUUCAUUAAGAAAUGUAAAAUUGCCUGGAUUCCUUUCAUGCAGGAGAAAUAUAGCAAGCCAAGCGGCGAUAAGGAACUAUCAGAGGCGGAGAAAAUCAUGCUGAGCUUUCAUGAGGAGCAAGAAGUCCUGCCAGAAACAUUCCUUGCCAACUUCCCAUCACUGAUAAAGAUAGAUAUUCAUAAAAAAGUGACAGAUCCAAGUGUUGCUAAAAGCAUGAUGGCCUGUCUGCUGUCGUCUCUCAAGGCAAAUGGCUCCCGUGGGGCUUUCUGUGAGGUGAGACCAGAUGAUAAAAGAAUCCUGGAAUUUUACAGCAAGCUGGGAUGCUUUGAAAUAGCCAAAAUGGAAGGUUUUCCAAAAGAUGUUGUUAUCCUUGGAAGAAGUUUGUAAGAGAUUUUUUAGUGAACCUGUGAGACUGGAGCCAUCUAACGGUUGGAGAGUAGUGAGCCUGAGGUUUGUUAUUGUCUGCCCAUUCAAAGGCAGCAGUCAGCUGGCCUGACAGGAAAGAAUCACCCAUUACACUUUCUCAUAUGCUGCUCAAAACAGUUUCGAGAAUGGAUACUGGUCAUCGUUUCCUGGUCUUACACAAAGUGCCAAGGGAUACUGCGAAUGAUGUAGCUUCGGGAAAAGAUUCACACCAAUUCUCAAAGAAGGACUGGGGGCUCUUCCAUCUCUAUGCAGCAGAAUGGCCGUCUCCUCUGUAUUGUGAAGUGGGAUGCAAAAUGGAAGUGGGAUCUUGUAUAGAGAAACACAGGGUACCUGUGCAGGUCAUUUUAUGAAAGAUGAAUGAUAACUCAUGGUUUUGUUGGCUGUUUUGCUUAGUAGGGAAAUGGCCAUCACCUCUAAAGAAAAUGGGUUAAGCUUUGUGCUUUGUAGGGAUAAACUGUGCAUUUGUCUGUGGCAAAGUCACUCAGUGGCAGAAGUGUACAUUUCGGUGUGUAAAUAUAUAUAAACUUGCUGUAUGCUGACACUUUGUGUUUAAUUGUUUUGUACUUAUUUUGCUUUCCAAAGCAAAGCGGUAUUCUGAGACAGCACCUUUGAAUAAUUUCAAAAAACAGAGAGGCUGAAGCCCACAUUACUUCUGGUCUAUUCUGCUAUGUUUCAUGCCCUUUGUUAGAAUGCCAGUUUGAAUAAAAAGAGUGCUGAUCUAGAUGGGUCAAUCCUUUAGAGAAUGCAUUUUCAGAAAAUGGGUAGAUAUUGCUUCCUACCAAGGAAAAAAAACAACUUGUUGACAGUCACUUCAAUGAUAGCCAGUGAAUUGCUCACCCAUGAUGGUGGAUGGAAAAAUACUGUGACUCAUAGCUCCUCAUUCUUCCCUGUUCAGUCUGAUUAAAUCAGGGUCUUCAAGUCAUACAUAUUUGUGACAGACUUCUGGGGGGAAUAACAAAAAGCACAUUUUAUGUAUUAUUUGUUACCUAAUUUUAAUAUUACUGCCUGUUCCAAACAUUUAAGGUUUUUACUUCAGUCUGACAAACUGAAUCUGUAUGGCUAGGACUUGUAGGAAGGAUGUCGGAUGCACUAUUAUUGCCUUGUUCUAAGCAGGCUGUUAGCCAACAUAAUGCUUCAUUAUUUUCACCUAUUACAAUUAAUCACUUCUGGUUCCUUUGAAACUAUUUCUUUUUAGUAAGAAUGGAAAUUGCACUGAUCCUGUUUAAAAAAAAACAAUCUGAAAUUUCAUAUACCUUUUCAUAUGGCGGUUUACUGCCAUUUUAAUUUGUACCCAUUUCAUAGAAGCUGGUGUUUGGCCUUGGUUAUAGUUGCUUAUUGAUAUUUGAUUUUCACUGUGAAUUUUUAAAAGCAGAAAAGUUCAGCUGCAGCAAAUACAUUUCAUUUGAGGAGCAAAACAAUGAACAGAUGGACUUUCAUGAAUUUUUUUAUGGUUUUGAGUGAAUGCUAAGCAGCUAGCCACUUCAUUUAGUUUUGACUAGGCACAGUGCGUGUAUACAAUAGUUGGAUUUAUAACAAUUUUGUGGGGAGAGGGCAUCUGGCUUUUUAUACUGUUAACACAAACUGUUAUAAAUUUAUCACUGUUUUAAGUUACUUGUGUGAAUCUUGAAAGUUUGAGUCAGUUGCUUGUUCUGCGUGUGUAAAGUGUAGCACUGACACAACUUUCAGAGUUACAGUAUCAGUUUUCAUUGCAUACAGUUGGAAUGCCACUUUCAUGACUGUCUUUAGAUCUACUGUAUCUGUAGCAAAACAACGGACUGUAAAACUGUAUUUGGAGACCAUGUGAAAAAUAGAAUAAAUUGCAAAGUCAAUGUGAAGGCAUGUUUUGGUAUAAUGUUAGAGAAUGAGGAAAGUAAGUGGACAAGAAUACUCUUCCUGUUGUGUUUUAUAACUCUAAUGAAUGUGUGGUAGCAGUGGGUAGUUCAUAUUUUGGCUCCACUUUGCAGGUUUGGGUAUAGCAAAUUUGCCUCCUGUGUUCAUUUCUCUUGGGCAUACUGUUUUGUAAAUACAAUUAGUAACGGAAAGAAAAUGGAUGGGUGUUACUGAAGGCUUAUUUGAGUAGGUGUUUAUUCAUAUUCAGAAUUCACAAACAAUAUCUUCUGAUUUAAAAGAGAAUAGUAAUUCCAGGUAAUAAUGGCCCUUUACCACUAUAUGUGAUCAAGGCCACUUACGGCUCACAGCAGGAGUGUAUAACUUGUACCCCUCCAAAGCCCUAAGAAAAGCUCCAAGAAACCCACCAAUUAGUAAUUUUCAAUGUGGCAGAAUGGAAAGUGGGAGUAAUAAUGUUAUGUUUUUUUAAUUUAAUUAAAUUAAAUUAAAGUGAGUCCUACUUUUGUCUUGCUCCAAAUAAUGUGGACCCUUGUAUGCUGGUCAAAAGCUGACCACAGCUCUUUGUUGAAGAUUACAUCUCUUUGGCUGACAGUUCUAGAUAGCUGAAAGAAAAAGAAAGUGGUGGGGGGAACUAUGUAGGGACCUGAAUUUUAACAAUGGUACCAUCCUUUUGAUUCCAUUUUAGUGAUAUGUUUUCAAAUCCUCAGAUUCCAUAAUUAUUAGAUAUUUGUUCUAGAGAGAGAGAGGAAAAAAAACUUCAUUUAAUAUGUCUGGGUCUUUUUUUUUUUAAUUCACCCUAGAAUUAAGAAGCAUCUGUAGCAUGAUGAACAGAAUGCUUAAUGGUUAGAUCUUAUCAUGGGAUUAAAUUUCUAUUCAGAUAGUAAAAAUGUGUUACAUAUGAAUUAACAUAGUCAUGAUAUAUGUCAUUUUGGUACCAUUUCUAUCCUGCUGCAGUACAGUGGACAGUGUGAUAAACAAUAAGCUUUGCUAUGCAGGUCAGUUCAUUAGCUAUGCUGGUUGGGAAUUAUGGAAAUUGUAGCCUUAACACAUCUGGAUAAUAGAAGCUGACUUAGCCAAUUAAGGCAUCAAACUGAAAUUCCAGUUGCCUCCUUGUUUGGAUCCCAAGUGCGUCAGUUGCUCACUUUUCCAGAUUUAGCUGUAUAUAUAUCAUACUUUUUCUCUCUCAAUUUCAUACUGUUUGAACAGAAAACCAUUUCUUGUAGAAAAUUGCCUUCUUGGACUUUAUAAAGGUUGGAGAUAAGUACUAAUUGGGUUAUAUAAAAUUGAAACUGUCAACUGUU